CAAACGGAGGACAAUCGAUGGCAAACGGUGGACAGUCAAUGGCAAACAUUGGCAAACGGAGGACAGUCAAUGGAAAACGGGGGACAAUCAAUGCCAAACAUUGGCAAACGGAGGACAAUCGAUGGCAAACAUGGGCAAACAUUGGCAUACGGCGGAUGAUCGAUGACAACAUUUUUUUUUCAAAUGGUAUAUAACGAAGGGCUAAGUUCACUUCGGUUGUUCCAACCCCUCAGCCAAUAUUCUGAAAUGCGCCAUUUUUCGCGACUUUUGUGGGAAAAUCACCUGGCGAAAUAAACAUGGAUAGUGACCAAACGUACAGAAGGUUAAGCGAAUCUACAGCGAUAUUGUAUAAGCCAAAUGAAACAGCGGUUGAACCACAAGCAAAUGUAGCCUAAUGUAGGCAAAAAACGGGGCAAAGGUUUUAGCGUUGAGCGUCAAAGGUCGAGGGUAGAUGUACCUACACUCAACGGUUCCAGAUCCCAAGUGAACUUAUGAGCAGAGCAGAGAUGGUUGGCGUUUGCCAGAACCUAGUUCACGGCUUCUCCGUAGUUCGUCGCCAGCGAUGGCGUGGAGAAAACUCCCUUCAGUAUGUUCUAUGUCUAUGUUCGGUACUUGCGCUCCAGUCGGUUUCGGCCGCUCGGAGUCGACUCCAGCGCGUUGCUCGAGUGACUGGCCUGGAUUCGGCAGUGUGCAACGACAAGUUGCCAGGUACGGGAGUUCCGUAGGACCUCAUCUGACAGCUGCUUAUGUCAGGUCCUUAGUUAGGACUUAAGUGCGUUUGCAAUCGUGGAAAUGUGAGUUGGGUACGGUAAAGCGGGGUUGUUCAAUCGUACGCCCACGCCGGUCAGAGGAGAUAGAUCGAUAUGCGACGUUUCGAAGGUGGAAUAGGAUGGUGUUUGUUCGUUAUGGCGGAAUGCGGGAGUUAGUGGAAAUAUCUGUCGCGAUUUUUCCGCGCUUGAUAAUAAUAAUUUUAUCAACAAAGAUUUAAUGUUAUUAUUGCCAAGAAAAUUAUGAGACGGAAAAAGCUACCAUGAUUUACCCCAAGCUACGUUUGUUAGAGUUCAUAGAUUUUAAACUAUCGUUAAUUUUUGAACGAAAUUAAAAAAAAAUAAAUAAAUAGAAACGCGAUUGAUUGUUUAUGAGAGUUUAUAUAUAUAUUUGCCAGCGUAAAAUAUAUAAAAUAUAUAAAAAAGUAUACUAAAUUACGAAACUCUCACGUUUGUCUACAUUCAAAAUAUAUACACACAUUAGGUAUUCGCGUUUUAAUAUUCAUUGAUGAAAUCAGUUUAUCAAUUGUGAAUCAUUGGAAAGAGUAUAUAACUGUAUUAUUAUUUACUACACGGUAUACCUUUGAUGUUUUUACCAGUACAUAAUCGCUGACGAGUGUGCAAGAAGAUCGUUUUGCGUACACGUAUGCCAUAAACAGCAUUCUACGCUAGUGUUGUGCGGCGCGAACGACUACACUAUAGGUAUAGACUCGUUAGCAGAUUGAGGAGGUCGUGCCGUUCACAGCGUUCGGAUAUUCAAUCGAGCUACUACCUAAUUAUCCUUAAUUAAUUGUACGUGUAGAUAUAUUAUAUAAAAUGAAAGAACACGGUAGUAGCGGGUCUUCGUCGGAGAUGCCAAAGGCUCCGAAGUCGUUAAAGUCGUUGAAGUCGUUGCUGAAGAAGCCCGGACAGACAAAACCAAAGGGGCAGAAGAAUCGGGUGGUGAUAAACGAAAAGCUUAAUGAGUUCUUCGCAGCUGAUUACAUCAUUCUAAUAAAAGAAGAAUGUUGCGCGGACUACGAGGAAGAGUGCGACUGCUGUUGUCAAGAACAUGAAAUGAUAAGAUUGGGAAACUGCAAGGAGUGUAGAGCUGAAUUAAAUCUACAAUUCGCUGGUGGUGGUCGUCCAGUCGAAACCGAAACUGGAGGGGGGCAUGAACAGGUGUUUAGCGGCGCCGAGGGUAUUAACGUUCACCAAGGGGGUACCCCCAUGGAGGAUGGUUCGAGCCGAGGGUCGAUCGAGGGGGUUGUUACACCCCUCAGGAUCCAGCAGCAACAGCAGAAACAACACCAACAGCAGCAAGAAACGCUCAGCCCGCCGGAGGGAUACAAGGACGUUUGCGAGGAGGGGGAUAUGGAAGAGGUCGAGAACCAACAUCACCCUGUGUGCGCCGAAUGCAACUACUACCAUCAACAAACUACAGAAACAGAUGAACCGCCCAACGCAAAUGGUAUUGACAUUGACCUCAAAACUGUUGGUCCCGACGGCAAUCAACUCAAAGAUGAAGAAGCUGCACAGGAUACGAGCGAUCAGGCUCAACAAACAACGCCAGAUCUUCAUCAGCGUUAUCUCGUUGAGACGAUAACUAUGACUACGGUGACGGAGCGUCGUAUCGUCCGAGAGUUAGCUGGAGAUGAGGGGACUCAGAACAGCAGCAUCGACGAGGCCGAUAGCGGCGCUAAGAGGGUUUCGGGAAUCUUGAAGAACAAUAAACUAGCCAACAGCUCGCACACUUUUCCGGAGGCUAAGGACGACGGAGCCGUGCGUUUUGACGAGCUCGUAAAGCCUGACGGCGAAGAGAACACGGGAGGUAAAGUGGUCAACAAAGUUUCUGGAGUCGCCGACCUCGCUGAGAAAGAAACAUCGGAAGCUACCGAGCUAUCGCUUACGUUCAAACUUGGCAAUGUUUCACUCGUCUCGAAUAGUUUAAGGCCAAAUUCUGCGGUUAGACAGCUCUUCCCGGAUCCGAGAUUUAUUUCACCACCGCCAGCGCCGAACAAAGCUGUUUUGCCAAUCGGAAAUGAUGAGCUCCGAGACGAAGAGGAUGCGGAGGCUCAAAAGUUUUUGAUAACAACCGAAAGCUUGAGGCUUUUUGACGCUGUUAAAAGGUCUAAUCUGGCCGGUGUUCAGGGGGAGGCUGAGAACGAACCGACGACAAUCAGAAAGACGAUUGAACGUAACGCACUACGGAGAAGUCUGAUCUGCAAGUACGAACCUGGUGUUAAAAAGAAGAAUUUGCGAUCCAAAGAGUUCACCCUCGAAGAAAGAAUAAGACAGUUGACCUGCUUGGACCUUGAUGAUCGGGACACUGAGAGCAGCGCUUCUGAAAAUACAACCACUGGGGAUAGCAGUGAUUAUCUUGACUUUCCUGUCCGGACUUCACCCUCGGGCGAGGAGGCAAAAAGCGACACGAGCAUCCGUAGCGUCACCGCGAGUUCGGUUACGGCUACAGUUACCACGGUGUCUAACCCUCAGGAUUUCAACCAACCGAAUUCCUUCCCUCAAGGCAAUCAGCAGCAUCAGUCUACUUACAAGAAAAUCACAGAUUUGUUUGCGCAGAAAAAAAGUGAAGUGCUCGCGGAACCCGCAAGGAAUUUACCCGACCUUGGAAUUGGAAAUAAGUUGGCGCAGGGCAAGGAUCGGUACCCGGUUAAGACACCCGUCGCUAAAAUGAACUCAGACGCUCGUAAACAGUUUUUAGCCAGUCUGGCUCCCCUUUCAUGCGUCGCAGCUACGGGAAUCGAUAACCGGGAAGAUUACUACCAGCUUUCCUCGGCUAAAAUGACAUCGACGAACAGCCGCGAUUCCGUUGGUUAUAACUCUGACUCGUCUUACAGUUUAGAAGACAUAGAAGCCGCUCUGAGGGGGGAAGAAAGAAAUUACAGAAACGCAGGGCCUCCGGAUGUCACCCGAGGUACGCCAACGAGCGUUACCGGGGAUGAAGACUCUGCAACCGAUGAACUGCUCGCUUUUGUUGAACAAGAUAAAACAAGAACCGAAAGAAUCAAGAAGCGUUACAACGACACCGAAGACCAGCAAGACCCGGAAGACGACGACGACGAGUUCAACGAUUACGGUUUUAAUCGGCGUCCUUCUGUACGUGGUAUCAAGCCGAUGUUUGGUUCUACGAACGAAAUUUUACGUCAACUUCAGUCUAGAAGUGUCGCUCCGAGCGCCCUGAUAGAGGCAGGAAAAGCCGGCUCUCACUUAUCCUGGCCCUCUUACUACGAGAAUGAAAAUGAUAAGUCGAGGCUAUUCGCCGAAGAAGAAGACGAAACUUAUCAGACUAUCAACGAUAGCCGGGAAAGCAAUACGAUAAAUAGAAUAAAUACGAUGCAGAGGCAGAUCGAUGACAUUUAUCAAACCAUCGCCGAAACCGCAGCUAGCGUUCAGGGUACACUGAAUCGCGGUUCCUAUCUGGAAAGCACUCUUCCGAGAUCAUUGAUACGCGUACCUGCAACUAAUGGAGAUUGUAACCAACGUUAUAACGGUGUAGAACCGCAGAAAAACGGAAUUCGUGUUCCUGAACAGCACCCGGUCGGUGCAAGGAUGCUGCGCAUCGCCGGGGGCGGAGACCCGGUACAAGGAAAUCUGUACCAUACUCUUCCGGCGAAGUCUCGUAGACAUCCUGUUGGUUACCAGUGCGAAGUUGGACCUGCGGCACCACCACCUGAGGCGAAGUGUUAUCGGACUAUGUAUUUACUACCGUACAACGGAAUGUCCGAUCCCACCUACCAGAAUAUUCAGAGAAUUUUGCCGCCGCAUGUCUCAGCAAACUACGCCGAUCAUGUGGAACGCUAUCCUUACCCUAGAAACAUCAGAAAACAGGACCAACCAAUUCGCUACUACGCUAGACCCCUUUCAAGCACAACGGCAUCUCUCUACUCCCAGUCAGCUCUCCAUCUUCAUCUGCAUCAGCCCCUUCAAGAAGAAAUGCGGGUGCCAAAUACCUUGCCGUUACAUCACGGCAUGCACGGCUUACAAGUACAACCGCAUCACCAUCAUCAGCAACAACAACAACAACAACAACAGCAGCAACAGCAACAGCCACAGCAACAGCAACAGCAACAACAACAACAACAACCCCCGGCGUACAGUGUGCAGCCUAUAUCUUACCCGACUACGACCCCUAUGAGAGGUACUGGUCCUGGUGGAGGAUACGGUUACCAGUUGCAUCUUGGUCGCGGUGCGGCUGAUGUUCAGACGCAAACUAUGAGCGUUGUUCCGACGUCAUCGACCUCGUCAUCAAUCUCGUCGCCGCCAAUGUGCAUUUAUAAUAACGCUGGAAUACCUGGUAAUCCCAUGGGAAAUACGGUACUAUCUUCACCGACAAAAAUGCAACUACAACAAAGAGCCAUUUGCACGGUUGCGGAACGUGGAGUACCGGAGGGUGCGGCUAGCGCACCUUCACAUGAUUUCUUGCAGUCUUCUAACCAACCGCAGAUUCAUGUUCAAAGUCCGCUCACCGUUGGACACCAGAACAAUGGACCACCACCCAACACCCAGAACUCCGUUUAUUACGCGAUGAACGUGUAAAGAUUCCUUUACAUGCGGCAACAAGAAAUAAUAUUUUUGGCUACGUCCAGUCUCGCGCCCUUCUCGUCUAUGUGGAUAUCGCUGUUGAUGAACGGGAUCUGAGAGACGAAGGGUUUUUAACUCGAGCGAAAGAUUCUGACGGAUCUUGAUUACCUCCUGUCGAACAAAUGUGUUACGAUGAGACUAAUUGCCCCUAAUACUGUUGAAUUACUGGGUAAUUUGAAGGUAGGUACUUACGUACCUCAUAAAAAUUAUAAUCAUUAUAAUCAAUUUGAAUACCUGCAGCCCAAACCAAACCGAUUCAAAAUAAUAUACAAAAUAUCAAGAAAUAAAAAAUGAAAAGUAAAAAAAAUUAUUACAGAAAAAAAGAAUUAAUCAAAAUUUCCAUUGACUGCGCGAUGAACGCUACAGUCACCGAUGGUUUAGUAAUAGCGUUAUACAUUUACGGGAAUAAAAUUAUUCGACAGAAUAGUAUUUUUCAUUAUUUAGGUAGUAUGAGAGUGAGAAAGAAUGAGGAUUUUAUUAGUUUGAAAAAACACGCCGGGCUGCGUGCUUAAUCAUAUGAAUUUUAAGAAUUGAGUUAUAUUGUGUUUGUCAUCUGCAGUGUCAUACUGACAAUGAGAUAUGAGGAGUACGGGUACGUAGAAAUUACUCCGUGAAAUCUUUUAAAAAGUACGCCAGAGGAAGGAUGAAUGAAUUAGAAGGGCAGCUAUAUUGCAUACAUAGAAGUACAAUUUGUUAAUUCGGUCUAGACUCUAGAUGAUACAAACAUCAGCGCAAAGUGUAUUGCACCGUGCCAAAAACAAGGUUUCGACAUUCCAUCCUGAUUAAAUUCUCUAAUUAUGCGACGUCUGUAGUAAUUUCAGAAAUAGGGGUAGGUGGGGCAAAAUGGGGUACGCCAAAAAUUGGGUAAUGUUUUUUUUUUCAAAUGAUCGAAAAGGACUUCAAACAUCAUUUUGUAUUUAAAUUUUUAUUUUUUUUGCUUAUGGCAACUGAAAAUCUUUCUCAUUUACUGCAAAUACGAAUGAGAGAAAAAAAGUUUCAUCGUAUUUAAGAUUCACAAAGCUCGGGCUUCCCUUAAGUACCCCGUUUUUCCUCGGCUACCCCUACACUUAGGGAUCUGAAUUUCAGAAUCAUCCUAAAACUCAUUACAAUUCUAAAUUUAUUUAUAUAUUUUAUGGAAAUAAGAAUUUGCUCGAAUUUCGAAAAAUAUUAUCUGAAAAGUUUUCAGCUUUUCAAGUCCAUCUUUUAAAUUCCGUGUAACUUAUAAAUGUUCAUACAACCAUGUCUCGUUAACCGAAUCGACGAACCCCAUUAAUUUGUCACAUCGAGCGCAAUGCGGAAUCAUUUGCGGUACUUAAAAAUAAAUUUACUGUAUCAACUCUAUAUCAUAUACACGUACAGUCAAUAGUUUAGUUUGGUAAUCACGAAAACAUGCGAUUCGAGUCUUAUUUAUAUUUACAAUCACCAAAAAUACUAAAUUAUCUUUUUUUAUCCGCGCGUCAUAUGCAACAUAUUCGCCUAACGAAGCCUAUAUUUCACCAGAAUUUUAUAUAAAUACCAGAAAAAAAUGUCAAGCUCUUGCUGACAUCGAUCUGAAAACCAAAGAAUAUAGUAAACCGAAUAAAUUAUUUAUUCAUAUUUUUGGCAGCUUAAGUAGUUACGUAAUACAGAAUCUCUGUUCUUUAUUAAUGGUUUAAAUAGAAAGAAGAGAAAAAAAAAAUGUAUGCCACGCUCACCUGUGCAGUGUUUAGAUUUCAGCUAUGAUCUCGUCGGUUUAUCCGAAACCGUUUCCAGGUCAUCAUGAUCAAAUUGCAGCUUCUCGUGUAUCAAUAAUGCUCGUGUUUCACGAGAAUUGGAAAUUACUUAUAUUUACACACAGGUAUGUUAGGUAUACAUAUAUACAAACACCGCAGGGUUAAUUAUCGUAAAAAUUGCUGCAACAUCAUAAUAUACAUAUAUUUUGUUCCAUACUCGCAUAGCAUGUGAAACGCGAAUUUCCAUCGAUAUUAUAACCGAGGUUCCAUUACAAAAGCUUGAAUUAUCUGUUAAAUCGUAUCGGGAAUAUUGAACCACGCUAAACUUUCACAGUAAUAAUUAUCGUGGGAGAUAAAUUAAGAACAAAAUAAACGAAAAAAAAGAAUUUUUCUCUCAAUUCUGCUUAGAAUUGAUUUGUCGGUUAUUACCUAUAUGACGAAUCGAGAUAAAUUACGGACAUACUAUAAUCAGAAGUAUGACGAUGAUAAAAAGAAUUUCCGUAUUUCUCUGCAGCUCUAAAAUCAGUGUAUCCCUGUGUCUCGUAUGUAGAUACAUACAUAGGUAGGUCCUCACAUACCUAUUUAUAAGUUUCAUAUUUCCCGACUAUAUACAUUGCAGGAUGAAUAAAAUAUGCUGACGAUAAUUAUACAUACUCAUGUAAAAUGCCAGUUCUCCGUACAAGUAGGACCUAUAUGCGCAGGGUAAAAGAAAAAGGACGGUCUAAUUAAGAAAAUAGUAACCAAAGUUAUUAUUAUUAUCACUAUUAUUAUCUCCAUUAUCGUUAUUAUUAUUACUAUUACUAUUACUAUUACUAUUAUUAUUAUUAAUGUUGACGUUACGUUAACUUGAUUUCAUUUAUUAUCAAUCCUCGUUACAACUUUCAUCGCGAUUAUCAUUAAUUUUAGGAUAAUAUUCAAUUAAGUAUUAUUGUGAUUUAUGAUUUACUAAUUUAUAUUUUGAAAGAUAUAAUAAUCCGUACUAGAAGAUAUUGUUGUAUACAAUAUACAUGCAAAUAGCUAUUAGAUUGACGAUAUAUGACGUAUGUGGAUACAUAUCAGACAUAUAGAAAAAUAUGCAUGUAGGGAACACUAGACCGAGAAAAGAAUCACAGACACACCCACCCACACACGCACGCAGUGUAGAACGAGAACUUGAUAUUAUUAGAUAUUUUAUAAUUAAUUAUUUUUCGCAUACGACAUAUAAAGAUAUUAUAUAAAACACAAUGCAUACUUAUUUUUUAUCAUUACUUUAGUUAUACUAUACCUACGUAUACCUAUUAUAGGGUCGUUUUAAAAAUCUAUAUAUCUUAGAAGUUAUAUUUUCAAUGUAUAUUUAUUUAUUUAUAGUGAUUAUAUAAGAUCUACGAAAUUAUAUGAUGUACAUUAUACCGCAUGUAGAAAUAACGCAAAUCAGAAACGGAAACAACCAACAAAAAACCAGGCAAAAACCACAUAAAUAUGAUAUUGAAUUUGGAAUUGAUAAGAGAACUUCAUUUUCAGAAGACGGUUAUUAUGAAAAAAAAGGAAUAAAUAAAAGCGAAAAAAGACCGGGGGCCGGUGCACUAGAUAAAUAUAUUAUACAUAAUACGCGUAUGAUUCCAUAUGUACCAAAAUAGAAAAUGGCAGUUAACUCUUAUAUUAUCUCAAGUCACCAUUCUUAGACAAUUUAGUAUUCUACAUCUAGCCGAGUAAUUAGUUUUGAAUAGAGUUAUCUAUCACUACAUAAAUUGUAUUUCGAGAGUAUGAAAAAAAUGUUUAUAUUUAUACUGAUGUCAAUGCAAUUUUUAAUGCCGCUUGGCAAGAAUUUGAACGCAUAGAUAAAUGUCAUUUUAUAAAAAAGUUUAAAAACGAAAAAAAUGAGGACCUGAAACAAGAGGAAUUUCUGAACUAACUGAAGACUGCAAUAAUCAUCACACUGGCCUACUAUAUAUAAUUAAUGACACUAUCGCAGGUAUUUGUACAUGUAAUACCGAAAUCAUUACACCUUGUAUAGGCAUAGAAACACAUAUUGAUAUUAUCCCCAAGAAGAAACAAAUCAAUCAUUAUUCUAUGUAAAAUUUAUUUGACAUUUGCUUCUUUUCUGUUGUCCCAAGUUACCUUUAUUUAAUUUAUUAUACUCAAACAUCAUUCCAAAGAUUCACACAUGGAUUAAAUCUAUAAUGUAAUAAUUAUACUACAAAACCUAAACCCAUAUAUUUCUAAUAGUAUCCCAAUUGUGGUACCUAAUAAAAUAUAAUCGUUGUUGUUUAUUGAA
Athalia rosae (coleseed sawfly) is the source of this 9314-nucleotide messenger RNA. RefSeq lists its product as uncharacterized. The coding region runs from base 1584 to 5303 and encodes 1239 amino acids. The record is from RefSeq and is a predicted model, not a curated record. The transcript has 3 exons. NCBI's taxonomy places the organism in Eukaryota, Metazoa, Arthropoda, Insecta, Hymenoptera, Athaliidae.